GAUCGCGCCGCCGCUCGCCUGAACCCGCCGCCGCUCGCUGCACCCCAGUGCACUCACCACGCACGCCGGAAGUUCCCUUACCAGACCGGGCGAUGGCGGCGGCGGCGGCGGAGUUUAUGGAGCUCGCGCUCGAGCAGGCCAAGUUUGCGUUGGACAACCUUGAGGUCCCUGUAGGAUGUGUGAUUGUGGAGGAUGGGAAGGUGAUUUCAUCCGGUAGCAACAAGACAAAUGCCACCCGGAAUGCUACAAGGCAUGCUGAGAUGGAAGCAAUUGAUAUCCUGCUUAGGGAGUGGCAGGGCAUGGGACUUGAUCAGCCACAGGUCGCGGAGAAGUUUGCAAGAUGCGACCUUUAUGUCACAUGUGAGCCUUGCAUAAUGUGCGCAAUGGCGUUGUCGAUACUUGGAAUAAGGGAGGUGUACUUUGGUUGUGCUAACGAUAAAUUUGGAGGAUGUGGAUCAAUCAUGUCAUUGCAUCAGAGUUCUUCUGCUGAACUGUCAGGGGAGGAAAUUCCCGGGCCAAAAGGUUACAAAUGUACUGGUGGGAUCAUGGCGGAGGAGGCAGUGGCUCUUUUUAGAAAUUUCUACGAGCAAGGGAAUCCAAAUGAUGAACGUGCAGGAAAGGUAUUGGAUCAACCCCGAUAAGAUGGUACUGGAGAUCCUGCAUGCUGAAUCCAGGUCCAAGCAGGAAAUGGCUCUGCUGCUUUGCCAAAACUUCAUCACUAUUUAAGCUCUCCACUCUAGAUGUUCAGGGUUCUGCAGAUAUCUAGGCUGGAAAGCGAAGAAUAUAUAGUACAAUCCUAACAUGCUACAUUGUGUUAAAAACAAGAACUACAUCUGUAGAAUUGAAUUGUAUAGCAGAAUUUACAUAAAUUAUCAUCUUAGUUCAAACUAAAUAUUAAUACGAAGGGAUAUCGUCCAAACUUAUAAAAUGUUCAUUAUAGUAACGCCUGAUUUUCAGUACGACUUGCCUGAACCUCACACUAACUGAUCAAAAUGUGCAUUCAUGACUAAACAAAGAAGAGGCUGCUCUCUGUUGCUCAGUCAUUCAACAAAGAGGUCGGCUGAUCAAGAGUUGUCUUAUUGCAACCAGCCAAUCUUAUAGAUAUUCUCUUAUCGUUUUAUGCAUAUGUAUGGCACAAAGUUAUUUAGUGAGGUGAAGUCUGAUCCUAAAAAUUGGGGUAGAUAGUUUUUAGAUGAGUUGAUGUCACUAUAUCAUAUAAUUUGAAACCAUAAUUGAAUGUAAUAUUUUAAUCCGUAAUUGUCCCUGUAUGCUCUUUUUGUUUGAUAAUUUGAGAAGUCAGAUUCCUUGGGUGUGCGCAAACGCGCCUCAUAAUCUAAUGUUGAGCAGUAUUCAUGUUAAUCAAUAUAUAAUAGGCUGCUUGGGCUCAUAUGUUCACACUUUUGGCUAGCAGCUACAAGGUUGCUUCUAUCACUUUGUCCGCUGUGGAUAAUAUCACGAGUAAAGCAGCACCAUCAAUGCCCAGUACAAGCCUACAAGGUAAUUUUAUCGUCAAUACAAGUGUCAGAAACCAUAUAAUGCUCACCAAUUUGUGGUUUAUCCUUUUAGACAAACUGACGUUUUGGUUUCUUACCGCAUAAAUGGAGCAGACCAAUGUCCUCUGCAAAUUUUAUUCACAAUCUGCCUAUUCUAUAUAAUUCUAUAUCCACUGUUCAUUCAUUCUUCUUACUGCACAAUAAUCAUUUUGUACAAAUAAAUAUGUAGUAGCUUUUUGAUGUUCCUGCAAUAUUUGAAUAGAUGAGUGUAAAGGAAUAUGUUU
This is a messenger RNA of Oryza sativa Japonica Group (Japanese rice), 1777 nucleotides long. NCBI's taxonomy places the organism in Eukaryota, Viridiplantae, Streptophyta, Magnoliopsida, Poales, Poaceae. The record is from RefSeq and is a predicted model, not a curated record.